AAUUUUGUGUGAUUGUAGUGGAAAUUGUCAGCAAAAGUGAGCGAUAGGCCUUUUGGAUAUAAAUAUGAGGGAAAUCACUGCAAAUCACCCAAACCAUAGAGUGACUUCAAAGUGAUCAGACAUGGCUUCAAAGUUGAUUGUCCUUGCUGCUCUUGUGGCAACCGCAACAGCCGUUGCUGUGGGACCUGUGGCUCCGCUUGGGUACCCAGCAUACGGAGCUUACGGACACCCCGCAUAUGGUCCAGGUAUUGCCAAAGUUGGUUUUGCAGCUCCCGUUGCUAAAAUUGCUGCUCCCGUUGUUGCCAAAGCUGUUGUUGCCGAUGAUUACGAUCCAAAUCCUCAGUACAGCUACAGCUAUGACAUUCAGGAUGCACUCACGGGUGACUCGAAGAAUCAACAAGAAUCACGAAGCGGUGAUGUUGUUCAAGGAUCCUACUCACUCGUGGAGCCUGAUGGCACUCGUCGUAUUGUGGAGUACACAGCAGAUCCCGUGAAUGGAUUCAAUGCCGUCGUUCACCGCGAACCAUUGGCCACCAAAGUUGUCGCCGCUGCUCCAGCUGUGGCCAAGAUUGCUGCUCCCAUUGGCUAUGCUCAUCCAGGUGUUGCCAGAAUCGGAUAUCCCGGUCUCUAUCACUAAGCACACCUCUUCCAUAUUUGGGUAUGACUGAGAUGAAAUUCCAUCAACGCAUAGUCACACAUUGAUGGGAUUUUCUCUCUUCCACGACGUUGGCUUGCACUUCUUGCACUAGUUUUCGUCCUCAACCUCUUAUUUUGUGUAUAUAUUGCUAUUAUUAUUAUUAUUAUCAUCGUUUUUUUAUAUCAAGAACCGAUUUCACUGAACACCAUCCACGUGACAAUUAAUGAGCGUUUAACAAUAUUUCUUAUAAAUUAUAUUCUGAAUAUUUUUUUUCCUAUUACGUCUUCCCCCAUUGAAGCACUAUAUCUUCACCAUAAACAUCCUUUAUCUCUCUUCUAUGCAACCAUCCACUCUUUAUACAUUUUCUAUACAAUCUUUUUCGAGAAAUCAAUUAAAAAUAUUGCCAUUCAAUUUGUAAAGAAGACAAAGAAUGCAUCGAAUAUGUUUAUAUGAUGAAGAAAAAUAAUUAAAAUUUAUUCAUAAUUUAUUAUUAUUUAAGACUGCAAUGUCCGCAAGAGAAUUGUACGAAAAAAAAGGCAAAAUAAAAUGCAAUUGUAACAAAGACA
Messenger RNA from Lutzomyia longipalpis, 1203 nucleotides. Its product is annotated as larval cuticle protein A3A-like. The coding region runs from base 122 to 637 and encodes 171 amino acids. NCBI's taxonomy places the organism in Eukaryota, Metazoa, Arthropoda, Insecta, Diptera, Psychodidae. The transcript has 4 exons. The record is from RefSeq and is a predicted model, not a curated record. Gene Ontology annotation, cellular component: extracellular matrix.